GUUUACAAGUACAUAGCACGCGUUGCAAGUUUUUGGCUGUCCACCAAAAUCAAAGUGAAACGCCAGUGAAGUGACCAAAAAAAGGAAGUUUUGGUAGACUCACUUGAUCGAUAGCAAAAAAAAAAAAAAAACAUAGAUAUAUCAAGAGAAACGUGCUCAGUGUCAAACGGCCACAGAUAAACAUUUGAAAGAGUAACGCAACAACUGUUCAAAUUAUCAAGUGUCAGAAUUUUUGGAUACCCACGGUAACACAACUUCAAAAUGGGUUCGCUGCCGCAAUUGUCGAUUGUCAAGGGUCUGCAACAGGACUUUGCGCCGAGAGCUCUGCACCGCAUCUUCGAGGAGCAGCAGCUGCGGCACGCCGACAAGGUGGCCACCCUCUAUCAGCCGGACACCCCGGGCCACGGAAUGGCGCCCAGUCAGAGCAGCUACCGGCAGAUGAACGAGCGGGCCAACAGGGCAGCCCGCCUCCUGGUGGCCGAGACCCAUGGACGCUUCCUGCAGCCUAAUAGCGAUGGCGACUACAUCGUGGCCGUGUGCAUGCAGCCGUCGGAGGGACUGGUCACCACCUUGCUGGCCAUCUGGAAGGCAGGCGGCGCCUAUCUGCCCAUCGAUCCCAGCUUCCCGGCCAACCGCAUCCAUCACAUCCUGCUGGAGGCGAAGCCCACUCUGGUGGUCCGCGAUGACUGCAUCGAUGCGGGCCGUUUCCAGGGAACCCCCACGCUCUCCGCCACCGAGCUCUAUGCCAAAUCCCUCCAGCUGGCCGGCUCCAAUCUGCUCUCGGAGGAGAUGUUACGCGGUGGCAACGACCACAUCGCCAUCGUGCUCUACACCUCGGGCAGCACGGGCGUUCCGAAGGGAGUGCGCCUGCCGCACGAGAGCAUCCUCAACCGGCUCCAGUGGCAGUGGGCUACCUUUCCCUACACAUCCAAUGAGGCAGUGAGCGUUUUCAAGACGGCCCUGACCUUUGUGGACUCGAUCGCCGAGCUCUGGGGUCCGCUGAUGUGUGGCCUGGCCAUCCUGGUGGUGCCCAAGGCGGUGACUAAGGACCCCCAGCGACUGGUGGCCCUGCUGGAGCGCUACAAGAUCAGGCGUUUGGUGCUGGUGCCCACGCUCCUGCGAUCGCUGCUCAUGUAUCUGAAGAUGGAGGGCGGAGGAGCUGCCCAGAAGCUGCUGUACAACCUCCAGAUCUGGGUCUGCUCCGGGGAACCCCUAUCGGUGGCCCUGGCCAGCAGCUUCUUCGACUACUUCGACGAGGGCGUGCACCGGCUGUACAACUUUUACGGCUCCACGGAGGUAAUGGGCGAUGUCACCUUCUUUGCCUGCGAGAGCAAGAAGCAGCUGAGCCUCUACGACAAUGUGCCCAUAGGCAUUCCUGUGUCGAAUACCGUCAUCUAUCUGCUGGAUGCCGACUAUCGUCCUGUGAAGAACGGCGAGAUUGGGGAGAUCUUCGCUUCGGGACUCAACUUGGCCGCUGGUUAUGUGAACGGUCGCGAUCCUGAGCGCUUCCUGGAGAACCCACUAGCUGUGGAGAAGAAAUACGCCCGUCUGUAUCGCACCGGGGACUACGGAUCCCUGAAGAAUGGCAGCAUCAUGUACGAGGGUCGCACCGACUCCCAGGUAAAGAUCCGCGGACAUCGCGUGGACCUUUCCGAGGUGGAGAAGAACGUUGCCGAGCUGCCGCUUGUGGAGAAGGCCAUUGUGCUGUGCUACCACGCCGGACAUGUGGAUCAGGCCAUCCUGGCCUUUGUCAAGCUCCGCGAUGAUGCCCCCAUGGUCACCGAGAUGCAGAUGGAGGCGCGCCUCAAGGACAAGCUGGCCGACUACAUGACGCCCCAGGUCGUCAUCCUGGAGCACGUUCCUCUGCUGGUGAACGGCAAGGUGGAUCGCCAGGCGCUGCUCAAGUCCUACGAGACGGCCAACAACAACGAGGGCGACUCCAGCAUUGUCCUGGACUUUGAUUACUCCCAGGUGCCCGAGGACCUGAAACUGACGGCUCGGGAUCUCUUCGAGACAGUGGGUGGAGUGAUUGGACGCUCCACCAGGGCCACUUUGGCCCCGCACAGCAACUUCUACGAGCUGGGCGGCAACUCGCUGAACUCCAUCUACACGGUGACUCUGCUGCGCGAGAAGGGCUACAACAUCGGAAUUUCUGAGUUCAUAGCAGCCAAGAAUCUGGGCGAGAUCAUCGAGCGGAUGGCGGCCAAUCAUGACUCAGUGCAGCUGGAGGAGGAGUCCCUGAAUGCCUGUCCGCACCUGAAGAUGGAAGCGGUGCCACUGCGCCUGGAUCACCGCCAGGAAGUUAUCGACAUCAUUGUGGCCAGCUUUUAUAAUAAGGCGGACUUGGAGCAGUGGCUUAAGCCUGGAGUCCUGCGAACCGAUUACAGCGAUAUCCUGAAUGAUAUCUGGAACGAGUUGGUGGAGAGGGAUCUGAGCUUUGUGAUCUACGAUCGCAACACGGACCGUAUCAUUGGCACAGCGCUGAACUUUGAUGCGCGGAACGAGCCCGAAGUGGACAUCAAGUCCAAGCUGCUCAUUGUCUUCGAGUUCCUUGAGUUCUGCGAGGGUCCCAUUAGGGACGACUACCUGCCCAAGGGCCUCAACCAGAUCCUGCACUCGUUCAUGAUGGGCACCGCCGAGAAUCUGAAUCCCCGCGAGAACAUCGCCUGCAUGCACUUCAUGGAGCACGAGGUGCUGCGGGUGGCCCGCGAGAAGCAGUUCGCCGGCAUCUUCACCACCAACACCAGUCCGCUGACGCAGCAGCUGGCCGACGUCUACCACUACAAGACGCUCCUCAACUUCCAGGUGAACGACUACGUGCACUCCGACGGCAGCCGUCCCUUCCGGGAUGCCCCGGACGAGCAGCGCGCCAUCGUCCACUGGAAGGAGGUGGCCAAGUAGGGCGACGCGGCGCCUUCAUAAUCACCGAACCAGAUCUGCAGCGAAUUUAUCACGCACCACGUAUUAUAUUUAACUAGCAUAGCCCUCCUACCACCUAGUAUUAGCCCUAGGCAUAGUGUAACUUAGCGAGGAGUUUCGUAAGAUUGUGUUGACUAGUUGUAAGCCUCCGAUUUCGAGACAAUUAAAGAAAUAACAAUUGAUAAUUAA
Molecule: messenger RNA, 3108 nt
Organism: Drosophila suzukii
Lineage: Eukaryota; Metazoa; Arthropoda; Insecta; Diptera; Drosophilidae
Gene: e
Product: nonribosomal peptide synthetase ebony
Source: RefSeq, a predicted model, not a curated record